AUGGAUUUUUUACAGGAACUCCCCGAACAGAUAUUUCGAGACAUUCUACUAAGAAUAUCGUAUGAAUCUCAGUCAAAGAUUAAGCAGUUGUUGAAGCCUGCCAAAGAAAUGAUGGAAUGCUUCAAAUUUUAUCAAGAUAGAAUUAAGUUUGGGCUGGCCAAUAAAUAUAUAUGUUUUCUUCAGCGUUGUGAGGUAUCUAUAUACGAUCCUAUUGAUCAUUCAUGUAAACCUUUUCGAACUGAACAUGAAAUCUCACACUCUUCUAAGAUUAUAAAUGUGAAUCAUAAGAUAGUUGUGCUAGACGGGCACUUUUCUUUAAGUCCAAAGAUUUGGAUAUAUGAUUUAUUAUCUAGUACAUGGAAGCGAGGUGCUGAUAUUCCAACCCCGAGUGAUAGAAAUAAGUAUGCAUGGUGUGCUUCACCCGAUGGAUCAAUUUACAUUGCAGGAGGAUAUGACAAUAUUGCUGGCCGUAAGCUCCGUGACGCAGCAGUUUAUAAAGUAGAUGAAGACAAGUGGGAGCUUCUUCCUCAGAUGUACGAAAAUGUUGGUCGGUACUGUAGAGGUUUUUUUAUUGAAGGAAUGUUUUAUGUCCUAUAUCGUUAUAGAACUCAAAGAUUUGAUCCCAACACAAGAGUAUGGACAACAAUAGCAAAUAUGUCUUUGCCUUAUUCCUAUUACUACGUUCUUCUAUAUGCAUUUGGACGACUAAUUGCAUUUACGACCAAAGGAAUAGAAGAAUAUGAUUGGGAAGGAAGUGUAUGGAGAGAAGUGGAACCGCUCCCUCAAGGCUUUACAGUUCUCCAUGCCACAGUGUGGUAUGAUCAAAUUUUCUUGCGGGGAUAUAGCAAUUUUAUGCGUCCCAUUUUUUAUAUGUAUAAACCUGGAGCAGCAUUAACCGAGAGGUGGAUUUCUAUCGAAGAGCCAAACAUUUUUCUGGAAAACUAUGUCGAAUCUAUUGUCACAAUAGAAAUUUAA
Messenger RNA from Cryptomeria japonica (Japanese cedar), 975 nucleotides. RefSeq names its product F-box/kelch-repeat protein SKIP11-like. Lineage: Eukaryota; Viridiplantae; Streptophyta; Pinopsida; Cupressales; Cupressaceae. Gene Ontology annotation, molecular function: protein binding. The coding region runs from base 1 to 975 and encodes 324 amino acids. The record is from RefSeq and is a predicted model, not a curated record. The transcript has a single exon. Gene Ontology annotation, biological process: regulation of phenylpropanoid metabolic process; negative regulation of cytokinin-activated signaling pathway.